AUGGACUACGAAGUGGGAACAAAGGCCAUCUCGCUGUGCCAGCAGUCUGUGCUGACGGACACGAUCCAUCCUGACCAGACGUACACGGUGCCCGGACCUUCCAUCUUCGACAACCUUGGAUCAUGGAAUGGCCAAAACUUCUGCAUUCUGGAUGAGCAGAGAUUUGCGAAGGAGCUCCUUCCUAAAUACUUCAAACACAACAACCUCUCAAGCUUCAUACGUCAACUCAACAUGUAUGGAUUCAGGAAGGUGAUUGCACUGGAGAAUGGCAUGAUUAUGGCAGAGAAGAGCUCAGUCAUUGAGUUCCAGCAUCCUUACUUCAAACAAGGGAAAGCACACUUACUAGAAAACAUCAAACGCAAGGCAUCUUCAAUGAGAACAGAGGAUCUCAAAGUCUGUUUGGAAGAUUUGCAUAAGGUGCUUUCUGAAGUUCAAGAAAUGAGAGAGCAACAGAAUAGCAUGGAUGUCAGACUGGCUAAUAUGAAGAGAGAAAAUAAGGCCUUGUGGAAGGAAGUGGCAGUUCUAAGGCAGAAGCACAGUCAACAACAGAAGCUGCUGUCUAAGAUCCUACAAUUUAUCCUAAGUUUGAUGAGAGGAAAUUAUAUUGUGGGAGUGAAGAGGAAAAGGUCUUUGACAGAUGCUUCAGGUGCUUCACCUUCCAAAUACAGCUGUCAGUAUGUUCGCAUACCUGUGGAGAAUGGUGAAACAGUAGCUAUUUCUGGACAUACCUCAGACAGUGAGGAUGAGAAUGGUAUGGGCAUCAUCAUUCGAGAUGUCACCAACACUCUGGACAGUGCCACAGAAGGGUUGCUUGCUGUCAUGCAUACGAGUGGAAAUGAUGGAGAGACCCAAGCAGUUCAACAGUCAGACUCAACUGUCCAGGAAGCAUCACCACCUGUUGAGUUGGAUCCUGUGGAACCACAUUAUCCAGUUCAGGUCAUUGACAAUGGCCGCAAAUCUUGUGAAAUAGAAAAGGAUGUGGUAGAGUUGUAUGCUCCACAGACUAAUUCUCCAGAAGACCCUGCAUCCAUGAUAGAGUCUAUCUUGAAUGAGAAUAGCUCUGCAACCCAAAACGAUAGUCUGUUGGACAGGGACGAGAUUCAGGAUUUCCUGAAUUGUAUCGAUGCCAGCCUUGAGGAGCUCCAAGCAAUGCUGUCUGGGAAGAAAUUUAAUUUUGACUCUGAAUCAUAUAGUGACACCCCCAAUGCAGAACUUCCAGGCUUGGAUGUGAAUUUGAUGGAUGCUUCCUCCAGUGCAGAGAAUGUAAGUGGUGGGGAAAGAUUGAUGAGGUGAUGAACACAAGGGAUGAAUCUUAUCUGACUGGCAGUUAAUAAGGCAGUUUAUACAUUUGUUUCUUCCUUUGGUGGAAAGGCACAAAUAAAACUACUUGAGGCACAAAAUGAAAACAUUGCUCUAAUUGGUUUCACUAUGCCGAGUGAGUAACGAUUAGAAAUGAUGAAAAUCAUGAACUUGAAAUCAAACCAGAUCUGUUUUUUAAAUUCUCAGGUGUUUGUACUCUACAUAAACACUUUGUAAUGCCUGUUAUAUGCCUUGUUAAUGUAGUGUAUUUGAAAAAUGUUGAGCUUCUAUUUAUUAGGCCUGUGUGAAGUGGCU
This is a messenger RNA of Alligator sinensis (Chinese alligator), 1614 nucleotides long. Its product is annotated as heat shock factor protein 3-like. The record is from RefSeq and is a predicted model, not a curated record. NCBI's taxonomy places the organism in Eukaryota, Metazoa, Chordata, Crocodylia, Alligatoridae. The transcript is spliced from 12 exons. Gene Ontology annotation, molecular function: sequence-specific DNA binding; DNA-binding transcription factor activity. Gene Ontology annotation, biological process: regulation of DNA-templated transcription. Bases 1 to 1293 code for a protein of 430 amino acids.